AGUCGCUCGUUUUUGCGCGUCGCUCGGCUGAACUGUUGCGCCUCGAUCUGCGCCACUUUGCGUCAUGUUUCCCACUCAGGACCCCCGGCGGCCGGUUUAAACUUUUGCAAAGUAUCGAAAAGGCUUACCACAGGAGAUCUGGGAUACUUUUAAUCCGAGAAAGGAGAGACAUGAGCGAGGAGAGUAAAGGAGAGAGCGGGAAGGAUGUGGAGAAGCAGCUGCGCCUGCGCGUUUGCGUGCUGAGGGAGCUGCUGCACACGGAGCGCGAUUAUGUGGAGACUCUGCACUUCCUCUCGGAUGCUUUUCUGCAUCGCCUCCACCAGUACGCCGCUGCCAAGAUGGACAAGAACAUCACAGAGGAGACGGUCAGGGUGCUGUUCUCCAACCUGGAGGAGAUACUGUGUGUGCACAGGGACUUCCUGUCCAUGGUGGAGGACCUUCUCCUGCCGGAGCCGCACCCUCACCAUGAAGUAGGACGCGGCUUCCUUCACUUUAGAGGCAGGUUCCAGAUUUACGACGAGUACUGUGGAAACCACGAGAAGGCCCAGAGGCUUCUGCUGGAGCUCAACAAGAUCCAGAGCGUCCGCACGUGUCUCCUGAACUGCAUGUUACUGGGAGGGAGGAAGAACACGGAGGUUCCUCUGGACGGGUACCUGGUCGCCCCCAUCCAGAGGAUCUGCAAGUACCCGCUGCUCCUCAGAGAGCUGCUGAAGAGGACGCCGAAGAAGCACAACGACCACGCCCUGAUCCAGGAGUCCCUGCAGGUCAUGAAGUCGGUCUGCUCCAGCAUCAACGAGGCCAAGAGGCAGAUGGAGAAGCUGGAGGUUCUGGAGGAGUGGCAGUCCCACAUAGAGGGGUGGGAGGGUUCGAACAUGACAGACUGCUGUACGGAGAUGCUGAUGCAGGGCGUCCUGCUGAAGAUCUCGGCGGGGAACGUCCAGGAACGCGUCUUCUUCCUCUUAGAUAACCUGCUGGUCUACUGCAAGAAGAAGAACAGACGUCUGAAGAACAGCAAGGCUUCUGCAGAGGGCCCGAGAUACCAGUUCCGGGGCCGAAUCAACACUGAAGUCAUGGAGGUGGAGAACGUGGAUGAUGGGACAGCGGAUUACCACAGCAGCGGGAACAUCGUCAACAACGGCUGGAAGAUCCACAACACGGCCAAGAACAAGUGGUUCGUGUGCAUGGCCAAAACUCCCGAGGAGAAACAGCAGUGGCUGGAGGCCAUUCUGAAGGAGCGAGAGAGGAGGAAGUCGUUGAGGUUGGGCAUGGAGCAGGAUACGUGGGUGAUGAUUUCGGAGAAGGGCGAGAAGCUCUACCAGCUGAUGAGCAAACAGGGUCACCUGAUUAAGGACAGGAAACGCAAACUCACCACCUUCCCCAAGUGCUUCCUGGGCAGUGAGUUCGUGUCCUGGCUGAUGGAGAUCGGAGAAACCGACAACCCGGAGGAAGGUGUUCACCUGGGUCAGGCUCUGCUGGAGAACGGCAUCAUUCACCACGUGACGGACAAACACCAGUUCAAGUCUGAGCUGGUGCUCUACCGCUUCCGCUACGACGACGGCACGUACCAUCCACGCAGCGACAUGCAGGACGUCAUCUCCAAGGGUGUGAGACUGUUCUGCCGUCUACACAGUCUCUUCACUCCGGUGAUCAGGGAUAAAGAUUAUCACUUAAGGACGUAUAAAUCUGUGGUGAUGGCCAACAAGCUGAUCGACUGGCUGAUAGCUCAGGGGGACUGUCGGACGAGAGAGGAAGCUUUGAUCUUGGGGGUGGAGCUGUGCGACAACGGCUUCAUGCAUCACGUUCUGGAGAAGAGCGAGUUUAAGGACGAGCCCCUGCUGUUCCGCUUCUUUGCCGACGAGGAGAUGGAGGGAUCCAACACCAAGCACAAACCCCUGAAACAUGACCUGAAAAUCGUUGAAAAUGUCAUCGCCAAGUCCCUGCUGAUCAGACCCAGCGAGGGCGGUUACGGCUUCACCCUGGAGGACCGGAACAGAGUUCCUAUUAUCAAAUCUGUGGAGAAGGGUUCUCACGCUGAGAUGGCUGGGAUGGAGGUGGGGAAGAAGAUCUACGCCGUUAACGGAGAUCUGGUGUUCUUACGGCCGUUCCACGAGGUGGAGACGUUCCUCAGGCAGUGCUUUAACAGCGGGGGUCCUCUCAGGGUGCUCGUCAGCACCAAACCUCGAGAGACAGUAAAGAUCCCAGACUCAGCGGAUGGAUUAGGGUUUCAGAUCCGAGGCUUCGGCCCAUCUGUGGUGCACGCUGUCGGCAGAGGCACGGUGGCGGCGGUGGCGGGUCUGCACCCGGGUCAGUGCAUCAUCAAGGUCAACGGGAUCAACGUGAGCAAAGAGAGCCACGCCAGCGUCAUCGCACACGUCACGGCCUGCAGGAAAUAUCGGCGACCCACACAGCAAGACUCCAUUAAGUGGGUGUAUAAUAACAGCGAGAGCGCCCAGCAGGAGCACCAGAGGGGCAGCCGGAAACCCAACGCCCAGGAGAACGGGGGCGGCUUCGACUGCAAAGUAGAAGAGGUCAUGGACAGGUUCAACACCAUGGCCCUGAUGGACGGGAGGAAGGACCAGGUGAGCCUGACGGUGGACAACGUUCACCUGGAGUACGGCGUGGCGUACGAGUACGACAGCACGGCCGGCAUCAAGUGCCACGUCCUGGAGAAGAUGGUGGAGCCCAAAGGUUUCUUCAGCCUCACCGCCAAGAUCCUGGAGGCCUUGGCGAGGAACGACGAGCAUCUGGUGCAGAUGUGCACCAGGAUAAACCCGAGCUCUGAGGAACUCCCCGAGGAACUGCAGCUCAGGUUCAGCUCCAUGUGCACAGAGAGACUAGAACACAUAAACCGCCGAAUCACCAACUACAGAAAGUUCGCGCGGGUGCUGAGGAACAGAGCCUGGCCGACGUUCAAGCAGGCCAAGACCAAGGUGUCGCCCCUGCACAGCAGCGAUUUCUGCCCCACUAACUGCCACGUCAACGUCAUGGAGGUGUCCUACUCCAAAACCACCACGUCCCUGGGCAGCGCCUUCGGGGUGCAGCUGGAUAACAGGAGGAACCCCACGCUGGAGACGGGAAGUCCUGGCACACAGACGGGGAAGCUGAACCCCAUGGUGUACGUGCAGCACUGCAUCACCAGCAUGGCGGCGCCGUCGGGGCACAGCCUGGGCAGGACGGAGGGGCACGGCCUGCGCUUCCUCCUGCCCGAGGAGGAUCUCCUCAUGGUGGACGCCUACCACAGACUCCUCGCCAAACUCUGCGCCGCCGUCAAGGAGAUGGAGUGUUACGCCGGCCAGAUUCACGAUUUCCUCUCGUCCAUCACUCACCCCAGCAGUGGCAGCAGCAGGGGUGAAGCGAAGGCCUGCGAGAGCGUCAUUUCUGCCGACAGCGAGAGCGACAAGGCCGAGCGCAACUCCAAACGCGUGUGCUUUAACGUAGCCGGAGACGAACAGGAGGACUCGGGCCACGACACCAUCAGCAACCGAGACUCCUACAGUGACUGUAACAGUAACAGGAACUCCAUCGCAUCCUUCACCAGCAUCUGCAGCAGCCACUGCAGCUCCUACGUCCACAGCGACGAGAUGGACUCAGGAGACGAGGCGCCGCCCAGCGUGUGGAUCUCUCCGGACAAGCAGAAGAAGCUGCACGGCUUCCUGGAGCAUCUGUUCACUCAGGUGGAGUCCAUCGCCAGCCUUCUCAAGGGGGGCACCGUCGCCCGGGCCUUUGAGCAGACCAAGUUUUUCACGCCGGCUCGUGGACUACAAGAGUUCCUGCAGGACGUGGAACCCAAGAUCAACAGCACCAAGAAACUGCGUCUGCAGGUCAAGCAGGAUCUGUGGAACCUACCAAGCAGCGUCCACACACACACACAUCACAUCAGCAGACUGGUGGAAGAGGUGAAGACGAGGCUGAUGCUGGUCUUACUCCAGUAUACCGACUCGGAGGUCCAGCUCAGGAGGGACAUGGUGUUCAGUCAGAGUCUGGUGGGCGCGGUGUGUGGAUUUUCCGAGCACCUUCAGGCCACGUUGAAUCGGCUCCUGAGCGGCGAGAGCGAAGCUCAAGAGAGUCGACGCUGGCUAGAGCAGAUCUCCCAUACCGGCCUGCUCCUGCACUUCCAGUCCCUGCUCUCUCCGAACCUGACAGAUGAACAGGCCAUGCUGGAGGACACACAGGUGGCGCUGCUGGACCUGGAGAAGGUCUCCUUUCACUUCAGACCAUUAGAUGGAGAACCACUCACUGCCAACACGCCCAUCUCAUACCAGGUGGAGGGCACACGGCAGGCCAUGAAGGUCUUCUUCUACCUGGAGGGUUUUUACUUCGAUCUGCUUCCUCAGAGACUGAGACAUGGUGACGGGUUCAGGAUCCUCCCCGUCCUCUUCACUCAGGCGCUGGAGAGCAUGGAGGGUUAUUACUACCGAGACAGCGUGUCAGUGGAGGAACAUCAGGCUCAGAUCAACGCCGCAUCGCUCGAGAAGGUCAAACAGUACGACAAGAGACUCAGGGCGUACAAUCUGGACAUGUCCAACCUGAGCACAAACUCGGCCCCCAAAGCCGCCUUCAUCGAUAAGCUCAUGUGCCCUCUGAACGCCCUGGACGAGCUCUACCGGCUGAUGGAAAGUUUCAUAUCGUCCCGGCGUACGGCCGCGUGCCAGUUCACGGCGUGCCGGGCGUCCGGGGUGGGCCUGCUCACCGUGGCGUCGGAGCUGUGCGCUCGGCUCGGGGCGUGUCACAUCGUCCUGUGUAACAGCGGAGUUCACCGGUGCACCCUGAGCGUAACCCUGGAGCAGGCCAUCGUCUUGGCCCGUAGUCACGGUCUGCCUCCCCGCUGCAUCAUGCAGGCCACCGACGUCAUGAGGAAGCAGGGCGCCAGAGUGCAGAACUCUGCCAAAAACCUGGGAGUGAGAGACCGCACUCCGACUUCGGUGCCAAGGUUGUAUAAGUUGUGCCAGCCUCCACCCCCGGACGGUGACCCCUGAUCUCUGAUGGUUACGAGUCGUCCAGGAUGGACCCCGGAGCAGGCUCAGACAUUUCUUCAGUAGAAAGUCUGAGGGAUCUGCCAUAUCUGUGCCUGGCAUCACCAGGAACUUGAAACAAGUGUGGUGUGUUUGUUCUCUGGGGUGCCGACGAACCUUCCGGAAGGGUGGCGGGUGCCAAUCAAGGAGGCACCUCAGACUGUACCAGUUGUAUACCAGAAAUAUUAAAUAGGAGGGAAAAUGUAGAUUAUUUGUACAUUAUUUUUAUAAAAAUGGAUGUGAGUGGCUGAAAGCCUUUAUACCAGGGGUGCACACCGGAGUUCACCUGCAGCCACGCCCAUCCUUCAUAGAGGAGAUUGGACACCCCUGCUUUUAUACUCUGUGCUGAUGUUUAUUCUUUUGAUGUUUUAUGUAUAAUGGUAAGCAGAUGGUGGGUGGCCAAAAAUCUUAGAUGACUAGUGAACACGCUCCUGUUUUGCAUUUUUCAUUAAUUAAAUAGUUAAUUAAUUAAUUAUUUGUCUGUUUUGCCACCGCUUUAUCCUGUUAAGGGUCACGAUGGGUCCGAUUCACCCUAGACAGGUCGCCAAGUCAUCAUAGAGCCAACACACACACUCCCACACACACUCAUACCUAGGGAGGACUUUAGCAACUCCAGUUAACCCGACUGCACAUCUUUGGACUGUAGGAGGAAACCGGAGCGCCCGGAGGAAACCCAUACAGACACAGGGAAAGAAUCAAACCCAUGACCUUCUUGUCAUGAAGCAACAGUGCUACCCACCGUGCCAGCGAGCCACCACAGUACAAAUCAUAUAAUCAGAAAAACAAAAGGUAAAAUUAAGCACAAGUAAGCACAUUCGUGAAAGUAGGAAGUCACAUGAUUCCUAUUUAUCCGGGCUUGGGACCGGCACUGUAGGUGCACUAAUAUGUAUGUGCCCCGUAAUGAUUAGGUUCACCUAUCGGCAAUAAAUAUUUUCAUAAAUGUGACACACCAUUCUCAUUCAAAUUGUUUUGCUGAUAUUAUUUAUAAUGAGAAACGGAUUUAAUUCAAGAAAAAUGUGAAAUAGAAGCAUCGGACUGCUGUUCUUAGACUUUUGGUGCCCACGGUAUGAAUAUAAAUAUUCCUAAUUAACACAAAACAUUAAGCUAAAUAAUCAGAGUGGAUAUAAUGUACUGUAGGUCCUUAUAAAUAUAAAUAUAAAUAUAAUCUCAUUAUAAUUUCUGCUCUACACACAGUGUACACAGUAUAAGAUGUAUAGGGUGUGUAUCUGAAGCGCUCAGUACUCAGGAGGAAUUCUAUAUGAUGCUAUAAAGUGUCGGUGUUUGUUAGAAUGUUGCAGACAAAUGUCUUAUUUUUAUGCAAAUAAAGGAAGGAGAAAACAUCUCCGCAGGCUGUU
Trichomycterus rosablanca is the source of this 6367-nucleotide messenger RNA. RefSeq names its product phosphatidylinositol-3,4,5-trisphosphate-dependent Rac exchange factor 2 (gene prex2). Gene Ontology annotation, molecular function: protein binding; guanyl-nucleotide exchange factor activity; GTPase activator activity. The transcript is spliced from 41 exons. Gene Ontology annotation, cellular component: plasma membrane. The record is from RefSeq and is a predicted model, not a curated record. Gene Ontology annotation, biological process: intracellular signal transduction; regulation of signaling; G protein-coupled receptor signaling pathway. Bases 171 to 4976 code for a protein of 1601 amino acids. Lineage: Eukaryota; Metazoa; Chordata; Actinopteri; Siluriformes; Trichomycteridae.